This is a messenger RNA of Spodoptera exigua (beet armyworm), 1373 nucleotides long. Lineage: Eukaryota; Metazoa; Arthropoda; Insecta; Lepidoptera; Noctuidae. The record is from the annotation of a GenBank genome assembly.
UUUGUCAAUGUCAUGUUUGAUAUUUGUUCGAAGAAUCCUAUUUUUGUAACGAAACAUAAAACAUUUGGAAUCUUGGAUUAAUUAAACCUCAAAUCUUUACAUCAAUAAUGAACAAAAACUACGAAAGAUGUACUCAUUGUAAUCGCCGUAAAUGGCUUGCCUCAGGUUGCCUACGUAAGUGGUUAAAACCAUUGGAAUGUAAACAUUUACAGCGAACUGUUGACAACAAAAGAGAUUUUAAUAAUACUGAUGGUGUAUUUUUACCCGAGCGCAAGCCUUCGAUUAACACAAAUAAAUUUGUAAAGUUUUGGAAAAAUAAGUUGUUUUUAACUGGCAAUGUUAGAUCAUUGCAGAGAUACUUUGGCAACAAAAACAAUGGUGGUGAACAUCUGUGUAAUCUUAGCAAAUGUAAUGGUGAACCAUCAACUGCAUCCGAGAAGAGAGUGACUGCGACAGGACACGAGUCCAAAAAGGAUUUUCCACUGAACAGACAAGCUGUCAAAUGUCAACAUUCAGAUGGUCACUCAGUACUUCGUGGACACCACCAGCACGUCUCACUUGAAACUUGUGCAAUUUACUGCCAAUUGUCAAAGCAUGGAUGGUACUGGGGAGGGAUCACCUCAAGUGAGGCAGAGGAACUACUUGCAGGGCAGCAUGAUAAUGUUUUCUUGGUACGAGACUCAUGUGACUCCCGACACAUUCUCUGUGUGUCCUUCCGCUGUGUGGGUCGCACACUACAUGCUCGACUCAGACAUGCCAAUGGACUGUUUUCUCUGAACAAUGAAACAUUUGUUCCGGCUAACAGGAUAUCAGAACAUUGUGCUGCUGUUGAUGUGAAAUCUAACCUUUUUGAGAUGCCUGUUAAAUUAGCAAGGCCACUAAAUAGAUUUGCCAAGCUGGACUCUUUACAAAUGAUCUGCAGGUUUGUCAUAAGACAAACUGUAUCAGCAACAGUAUGGAGCAAGUUGCCACUACCACCAAACUUAAUAUCUUAUAUAACCAUUGGCAGUGACUACAUUGUACCAACAUAGCCAAUACCUAUGUGCCUUUAGUACUCAUAGUUAUAUAUAUGCAUAGUUUAAGUAUAUAUACAUAUGACUUUUAAGAGACUGUUUAUAUAAAUAUAUGAAUAAUGAAUUAUUAACUUUAUAAUGGAGUCAAUAUUUUAUUAGGUAAUAAUGAAAAUAAAAUUACUUAUAACAUCAAUUGAAAUUAAACUAUUUAUUAUAAUAACCAAGCAAAUGUCAGUAAUACUUUGUAUGUUACUUUGUGUCAAACUUUAGAUGUGUGGAUUUUAUAUAACCAUCACUUAUUUAGCCUAUUAUAAAUCUUCAUAUUACUUCAGUGUAUUAAUUCCCAGCAUAUUUUUGGCC